UAGCAUGUCUUCCAAAGUUUCCCCCACAGUCUCCAAAGCCAGGGACCACCACCACCACUUAGGCCAGCAGCAGCAACAGCAGCCGCAGCAGCACCAGGAGCAGCCAUUCCCAGAAGCCAAUGCCGAAGCCAUCAGCUUCCUCCACUCCUUCCGGCUGGAGGAUAUGCUUCUGUUCUUCCGGGAGACUCUGGCCAUCCUCUCAGACACAGGGGAACCCCAGGGAGAGCUGACCAUUGAGGUACAGAAGGGGAAGUACAAGGAUGACCUGGGGAUCCUGACCCACUGUCUGCUGGUACACGCCUCCAGCCGCAGCUUCCUAGACAAAUCACUGUGUGGAAGUUCCCUCCUAGGCUACCUAAACAAGGACCUGGAGCUAUUGGAGCAGCACAGUCAGGAGUACAUCAAGUUUCCCAUCCACCCCAUGGAGAGGAAGAUGAGCAUCCUGAAGCAGGAUGACCAGUUUGUUAUGACCAAAAGUGUCAAGGAGGGUGAGGAAACCAAGACUGGAGUCUCUGUUUUCCCCUGUAAAACACUCAAGGGCUUUGUCUCCAGUGCUGCCAACGUGGUGCUGCUGAGAGUGAUGGCCUGGCAGCGGUCGGUGCCCAGCGGUGCUCGCUUCCUCACCUUGGACUCAGAGGGCAAGCUCUGCCACUGUUCCUAUAAAUCCCUGGGUUUCCAGACAAUCCAAGUGGGCAACCAGCAGGCUGAAAUGUUCAUCGUGGAGCAAACCAUACACUCUGAAGAGGGCAUCCCCUUCUCCUGCCAAUACUAUUUGCUCUCUGAUGGGCACCUGGCUAAGAGAAUCCAGGUGGGCUCUCCAGGAUGCUGUAUCAUCACCAAGAUGCCCCUCAUAAGGGAGGAGGAUGUGAUUGAGCCUCCGCCCACGUUUGAUCAGAAGCCCCUGGUGUGGGAGGAAGACCUGGAGCUUUACUCGAAAUUCCUGGACCGGAAGGAGCAGCUGCGCCUCAGCCACACCUCCUACCUGCGGCUGCACCCCGAGGCCCAAGCGCUGGUCUCCGACUUCCUGCUGUUCCUGCUGCUCCGCCGGCCAGAGGACGUGGUCACUUUCGCCGCAGAGCACUUCGGGCCCUUUGCAGCGCUGCGCUCGCCUAUCCCAGCCCUGCGAUCCUCACACCAGCCCAGCCCUUUCCGCACUCUAGAGUACGAGGAGGAGGAGGAGGAAGAAGAAGAAGAGGAGGAAGAGGAGGAAGAAGAAGAGGAGAUAGAGGACCUGGGAGUAGUGGAAGAGGAGAUAGAAGGGGAUGAUGACUACUUGUACAUCAACGGGGAUGAAGACAUAGAGGACAGCAUCUACUAUGAAAAUUACUAUGACAACUAUGGUGAAGAAGAUGACAUUUAUGAUGAUGAUGACUACGAUAAUUACGACAAUGAUGUUGACUACAAUGACGAUGUUGACAAUUACGAUGACGACUACGCUGACUACGAUGAGGAGGAGGAAGUUGAUGACAAUGACUACGAUGAUGUCAACGAAGUCAAAGUCAAAGUCGACAGUGUCGAUGUCGACAGUGACAACAACCAGGGUUAGAAUCUCGAAAAGGACUAGGUGGGCAGCUGGAAGCAGGAGACUGGGACUGACGGGGGCUGCGGCUUCAGUGGGAGAUAAGCAGGGUGCUUCCCGGGUACUACUCUGCCAGCAGGGACUGUAUUUGGCCAGCUCUUCUUGUCAAAAAAGGGAAGCUUUAAUUUUGUUUACCCAGCGAGUUUCAUGUUUUCUUCCUAGAGUCUAUUUUCACAGUUAUAGCCAUUUCAGAGAAAAUAAAAUUAAGCCCUGUGGCCAGA
Molecule: messenger RNA, 1800 nt
Organism: Mastomys coucha (southern multimammate mouse)
Lineage: Eukaryota; Metazoa; Chordata; Mammalia; Rodentia; Muridae
Gene: Catip
Product: ciliogenesis associated TTC17 interacting protein
Exons: 10
Coding region: 5-1546 (513 amino acids)
Biological process (GO): actin filament polymerization; cilium organization
Source: RefSeq, a predicted model, not a curated record